UCAUUGCAUCAAAAACUCUCGUCUCUCACACAUAUUCACACUUUUAAUAAUAUUUAAAAUGGAGAAAUCUUCCCGUUCAGUGUCAUCUUUAGUCCUUUUUAUGUUGGUUCUCCUAAUAACAGAGAUGAGACCAAUGGCAGUGGAAGGUAGAACAUGUGAGACCAAAAGUAGUGAAUACAAGGGGAUAUGCUUAUUUGAUGCUAAUUGUGAUAGUGUUUGCAAAGUAGAGCCGGGUUUCGAUGGUGGGCAUUGCCAUGGCUUCUUUCGCAGAUGCUACUGCACUAAACCUUGUUAAAUGAGCAAUCUAUUAGGAUUUCAUUAUACUUAAAAGAUUGUCUCAUUUCCUCUUGUUAUGUGUGUGCUUGAGAGUUGAGAGAAUAAGAUCAACAACAUAUUGAUGUACAUUGAAUUCUAUUACUAUUAAAUAUAUCUAUAAUUUUUAUGUUCCAUAUGAA
Gossypium arboreum is the source of this 455-nucleotide messenger RNA. Its product is annotated as defensin Ec-AMP-D1-like. Gene Ontology annotation, biological process: defense response. The record is from RefSeq and is a predicted model, not a curated record. The coding region runs from base 59 to 295 and encodes 78 amino acids. Lineage: Eukaryota; Viridiplantae; Streptophyta; Magnoliopsida; Malvales; Malvaceae. The transcript is spliced from 2 exons.